CCACGAGUGGGUUUCGACAUGCAGAGCACGGACUUGGGCAACAAGGAGAGCGGCAAGAUAUGGCACCGCAAGCCAACCCCGGCCUCUCGGGACGGAAUAAUAGUGAACAUCAUUCACAAUACUUCUGAUUACAACCCAAAAGCUUUGCGAUUUUUGAAUGUGGCUUUUGAUGGCUCAGGUGAUUGCCUAAUUGCUGGGGACCACCAAGGAAAUAUCUAUGUUUUUGACUUGUAUGGAAAUAGGUUUAAUCUUGUUCAGCGAACAGGACAGGCUUGCACAGCUCUGGCCUUUAAUCUUCGUAGGAAGUCUGAGUUCCUUGUGGCAUUAGCUGACUAUUCUAUUAAAUGUUUCGAUACAGGCACCAAGGAGCUCGUGAGCUGGAUGAGAGGACAUGAGUCAUCGGUAUUUUCCAUCUCCGUGCACGCGUCAGGCAGAUACGCCAUCAGCACUUCUUCCGAUACCGCGCAGCUCUGGGACCUGGACACCUUUCAGAGAAAAAGGAAGCUGAAUAUUCGCCAGUCUGUGGGUAUACAGAAGGUUUUCUUCCUACCGUUAAGUAACACCAUCCUCAGCUGUUUUAAGGACAAUUCCAUCUUCGCCUGGGAAUGUGAUACUCUGUUUUGUAAAUACCAGCUGCCUGCUCCACCCGAAAGCUCUAGCAUGUUAUACAAGGUGUUUGCUGUGACCAGAGAUGGCCGCAUCCUGGCUGCUGGAGGCAAAUCCAAUCAUCUGCACCUGUGGUGCUUGGAAGCCGCUCAGCUCUUCAGGAUUAUCCAGAUGCCUACGAAAGUACGAGCUGUUCGCCACCUGGAAUUCCUUCCUGAUAGUUUUGAUGCUGGUUCUAAUCAGGUUCUUGGAGUGCUGAGUCAAGAUGGUAUUAUGAGAUUUAUCAAUAUACAGACCUGUAAACUUCUCUUUGAAAUUGGGAGCCUUGAUGAAGGAAUUAGCUCAUCAGUAAUUAGCCCACAUGGCCGAUACAUUGCAUCUAUAAUGGAAAAUGGAAGUCUGAGCAUAUAUUCUGUCCAAGCUUUAACACAAGAAAUAAAUAAGCCACCUCCACCUUUAGUUAAAGUGAUUGAAGAAUUGCCCAAGAAUACAUUGAGCUCCAAUGAUCUUAAGAUGAAAAUAGUAUCAAAAAGAAUACAGCGGCCAACAAAAUCCAGAGAGAACAAAGCUCAAACUAGAAUAUUGAAACAAGGCCUGGCUGGUAAUUUUGAAAAUGAAGAGAAUGAAUUGUCAGAUGGAUUAAACAAAAAACGUUUGCAAAUUUUAUUAAAAGGCUAUGGGGAAUAUCCAACAAAAUACAGAAUGUUCAUUUGGCGCUCUUUACUACGGCUGCCUGAAAAUCACACUGCAUUUAGUAACCUGGUGGACAAGGGGACUCACGUGGCCUACCUCAACCUUCAGAGGAAGUACCCCAUCAAAAGCCGGAAGCUCCUGAGAGUGUUGCAGAGAACCCUAUCUGCUUUAGCUCACUGGUCUGUCAUCUUUAGUGACAUGCCAUAUCUUCCACUCUUGGCAUUUCCAUUUGUAAAAUUAUUCCAGAACAACCAACUCAUCUGUUUUGAAGUUGUUGCUACUCUCAUAACCAACUGGUGUCAACAUUGGUUUGAAUACUUUCCUAACCCUCCUAUCAACGUUCUUAGUAUGAUUGAAAAUGUCUUGGCGUUUCAUGAUAAGGAACUGCUACAGCACUUCAUAGAUCAUGAUAUAACUUCCCAGCUAUAUGCAUGGCCUCUUCUUGAAACCGUGUUCUCAGAAGUACUGACAAGAGAGGAGUGGCUCAAACUGUUUGAUAAUGUCUUCUCCAACCAUCCAUCCUUCCUCCUGAUGGCUGUGGUAGCCUAUAAUACAUAUUCUAGAGCGCCUCUGCUCCACUGCACUCUUAAGGAUGAUUUUGAGUAUUUCUUUCACCAUCGGAAUAACCUGGAUAUAAGUGCUGUGGUUAGAGAAGUGUAUCGUCUCAUGGAGACCACGCCUGCUGACAUUCAUCCAAAUAGCUUGCUUAGUGGUUUUGCUGCACUAACCAAAGGGCAAUACCCAGUGUUUAACCAGUAUCCGAAGUUUAUUGUGGACUACCAGACACAGGAGCGAGAAAGAAUAAGGAAUGAUGAGUUGGAUUACUUGAGAGAGAGGCAGACGGUUGAAACCAUGCAAGCAGAAGUAGAAGAGCAAAGAGCUGAGGAUGAGGCUUGGUACCAGAAGCAAGAGCUGCUUCGCAAGGCCGAGGAGACCAGAAGAGAGAUGCUCCUGCAGGAGGAGGAGAAGAUGGCACAGCAGAGGCAGAGACUAGCUGCCGUGAGGAGAGAGCUGAGAAUAAAGGAACUCCACCUCCAGGAUGCGGCGAGAAGGCGCUUGCUGCAGGUGCAGCAAGAUCAGCGUGAGGCGGAGCUCCGAAGACUAGAGGAUGAAAUUGAGAGAAAGGUUCACAUGCGGGAUCAAGAAAUUGCUACCACAGCCAAAGACCUAGAAAUAAGGCGAAUGGAACUUGAGUCACAGGAAAAGCUGUAUGAGAAGAACUUCACUAGAAAUCAAGAAGCUGUUGCCAGAGAAAUUCGAGAUGAUGCAAAUGCUUAUAGACAAAAAGUGGAUCUUGAAGAAAAAAUGUUUCAUAAGUUGGUAGAAACUGGCCAGACUCCGAACAGGAAGGCUCAAAAGGUAAUUGAAGACAGCUUGGCAAAAGCUGAACAAGCCUGCCUGAAUGCUGACUGGCAAAUUCAAGCUUUACAUAAACAGAAAUGUGACGAUGUACAGCGAAAUGAAGGGUAUCAAGAAGUAGUCAAACUCCUUCAGAAAAACAGAAGGAAAGAAACUGAAGUGCUGAACGCCAUGAUGGAGGAGGAAGCUAAGAAGUGGAAGGAAGCUGAGGAAAAAGAAUUUUACUUGAAAUCAGAAAAGAAAGCCGCAGCCCUUUCAGAUGCUUCCAGAAAAUGGUUCUUAAAGCAGGAGAUAAGUGCGGCUUUAGAACACGCUGAAAAUCCACUUCAUAAAGCUUCUUUACCUAGAAAAAUAACAGAAUGGGAUAGCAUGGAACAAAAUCUUGUGAAGAAAGUGAGAAAUCUUCGCCAGAGACUGACAGCCCAAGCUCGGAGCAGAUGUCAGAUGCCUUGUUCUUUGGUUGUGUAGUCAUGUUAUGCUAAGACAGCCUGCUUGCAAUCAACAAUAUUGAUUUUUCUAUUUACUCUAAGUUUUUAUAAAGGUCGGUCUUUUAUAUAGAAAAAUGUGUCCAUAGAAAUUAUGUUUUCUAUUUAAUCUUUUCUUUGGUUUUUUUGAGGCAGGGUCUCACUCUACCUCAGGCUGACCUGGAAUUCACUAUGUAGUUUCAGGGUGGCCUUGAACUCAGAGAUCCUCCUACCUCUGCCUCCCAUGUGUAAAAGUUUGCACCACCAUACCCGGUUUUCUAUUUAAUCUUUCAUGCUCCUUGGCUUGUAAAUGACUUGUUGAACUUUUCACAAUAAAAGUUUUUGCAAACUA
Molecule: messenger RNA, 3474 nt
Organism: Jaculus jaculus (lesser Egyptian jerboa)
Lineage: Eukaryota; Metazoa; Chordata; Mammalia; Rodentia; Dipodidae
Gene: Tbc1d31
Product: TBC1 domain family member 31
Exons: 21
Coding region: 19-3126 (1035 amino acids)
Cellular component (GO): centrosome
Molecular function (GO): protein binding
Source: RefSeq, a predicted model, not a curated record